This is a messenger RNA of Arabidopsis thaliana (thale cress), 1001 nucleotides long. RefSeq lists its product as uncharacterized. The transcript has a single exon. Lineage: Eukaryota; Viridiplantae; Streptophyta; Magnoliopsida; Brassicales; Brassicaceae. The record is from RefSeq and is marked reviewed. Bases 237 to 812 code for a protein of 191 amino acids.
GGGCAUUAUUAGGGCAUCUUUCUUCACUACAAGCAUCUUCGGUCUUGAUCCUCAGCAUCUAUGAAAGAUCCACCGUUCAACUUGUCAAGAUCCAAUGGCUCACCAUCUAUCUCUCUUCAGAUCCAUCCAACGGCUAAGAUUCAAUCUCUCCCCAUACUAAUCCUCUCUUUCUUUCUCCCUUUAUAUAACCACUGAUUCAAUCUUCUUCGUUAGGAUAUAAUAAAAACAUUUCAGAAAUGGCGACUUUGGAUUCUCCGUUAGAGGUUUUGGCUUUCGACUACGUUAACUUCGUCUUUAACAAUCUUUGGACAUGGAUCGCCGUCGUGACGGCCGCCGUUAGUUUCUGGCGGAUCCGAGCCACUACCACUACCACCACCAGCGGAGGUGGUAGAGACAAUGGCUUAAUAGAUGAAUCUUUUCUUGAGCCACCAAAACCACAAGCGACAAAGGCUGCUCUCCUUAUGGAGACGAAACCUCCUAGAGUCAAGGUAACGGAGACUGAGGAUUGGAGUUUGUUGUUGUGUAAGGACGGAGUAACGAAGGGGAAGCUAACCGUGUACUACGAAGAAGAGAUUGACGGAGAGAGAGAAGAAGAUGACGGAGAGACAACGGCCGUUAAGUAUGGAGGAGGUGAGAGUGGAGAAUGGUGGGAGAGAUGGGAGAGAGUGGUGAAGAUGAGAAAUGGAGAUGAAGGUUGGUACCGUUACGUGGAUUUAACGGUGAUUAACGGAAAUGUUGUGAGGUUGUGGGAUGCUAACCGUGUACGUAACGGUGGUUGGGUUAGUGUGCAACGUAAGGAGUGUUAUGGUUGAGACAUGUUGGGGACAAGUAUAAUUUUCUAAUUUAAGCAUAUGAUUAUUCAUUGAACCUUUUUGGUUUAAAGACUAUUUUUGUUGAAUUAAAGUUGUAAUGUGUAUAUAUAUUUUAGUGAUAUAACUAUGAUCAUUGUUGAAUAAAGAAGAACAAAUUCCCUUUCAUGUUUUUUUUUUUUGUUUUUGAUU